GUAAACACAUUAAAUACAGUUGUUGUUUGAAUUUGGUACUUCAUAAUUCUCAUUUUUGGCCAAAAUUGAAUGAAUUUUGAAUUCUGAAUUGAUUCAAAAAAAAUGAACAUCUUUAAUUUGUUAUCGAUUUUAAUAUUUGUAUUGUUUGCAUAUGCAGAUGAAAAUAUAGUUUCAAUGAAAAAUGAUGUAUGUGCAGAUGAAUGCGAUCCAAGUGAUUGUCCAGUUCCAAAUAGUGAAUGUCUUGCUGGUUUGGUAAAAGAUCAUUGUGAUUGUUGUUUUGGUUGUGGACAACGUGAAGGAGAAAGAUGUUAUGAAAAUAAAUUUAAAAAUCAAUUACCCGAUGAUUAUCCAGAAUAUCCAAAAUGUGGUGAUGAUCUUGAAUGUUUAAUUCGUACCGAUCAGGAACCAACCGAUAAACCAGAAGCAAUUUGUUAUUGUACAAAAAAUGAACCAAUUUGUGGAAAUGAUGGUAUAACAUAUGAAAAUCGUUGUCAAUUUACUGAAGCCAGAUAUAAAAAUCGUAAUAAAUUAUUUGAAGUUGAUAAUCAACCUUGUAAACAACGACCACAAAUAAUUUCACCACCAAUAGAUACAACAAAUAAUACUGGUAGUUCAAUUAGUUUUUCAUGUGAAGCAACUGGAUGGCCAUUACCAUCGAUUGAAUGGCGAAUUGAACGUAAUAAUGAUGGUGUUGGUGGUUUGAUUGAAAUACCGAUAUUAUCCGAAGAGACACAUUUUGAAAUUCGUACAAAUCAAAGUACUGAUUAUGCAAUGAUUAGUUGGCUACAAAUAAUCGAUGCACAACGUGAUGAUUCGGGUAAUUAUUUUUGUGUUGCUAUUAACACCGAAGGUGAAGAUAAAACCAGUGCUUAUUUAACGAUUGGAAAUUUUCAAAAAAGAUUUGAUAUUAUUGAAGAAUGAUUGUUUUUCAUUUUCAUUGAUUCAAAUCAAAAUGAA
Molecule: messenger RNA, 957 nt
Organism: Dermatophagoides pteronyssinus (European house dust mite)
Lineage: Eukaryota; Metazoa; Arthropoda; Arachnida; Sarcoptiformes; Pyroglyphidae
Product: insulin-like growth factor-binding protein-related protein 1
Biological process (GO): regulation of cell growth; regulation of signal transduction
Cellular component (GO): extracellular region
Molecular function (GO): insulin-like growth factor binding
Source: RefSeq, a predicted model, not a curated record